Messenger RNA from Pseudogymnoascus verrucosus, 2292 nucleotides. RefSeq lists its product as uncharacterized. The coding region runs from base 272 to 2128 and encodes 618 amino acids. Gene Ontology annotation, biological process: phosphate ion transmembrane transport. The record is from RefSeq and is a predicted model, not a curated record. Gene Ontology annotation, cellular component: membrane. The transcript has 3 exons. Lineage: Eukaryota; Fungi; Ascomycota; Leotiomycetes; Thelebolales; Thelebolaceae.
GUCAAAUAUCCCGUGUAUCAAACCCACGUGGGUUGAUACUGUAUUCUGGCUCGUCCAGAAUAUCAACGUGCUGAGAGAUUUUGCUUCCUUAUUCUGCAACAUUGGUUAUUCGUCUCGUCCAGGCUUUCUUCGCGAAAGUUUAGUCGGGACGAUUAGCACGCGCAUGCGCUCCCAUCAUGGGUAUAUAUAUGUGAUGUUCGCCUUUCUAUGUAUUGGCAAGAUCAACCAGCCGUAAACCGUCCAAGCAACAGCUAAGAGCUAAGCCGCCAAGAUGGUGAUGCACGAGUAUACCUACGUUUUUGCCUUUGGCACAAUGUUUGCGCUUCUUGAGGCGUUUAACAAUGGUGCAAACGAUGUUGCCAACGCUUGGGCUACGUCGGUGUCCUCCCGCUCCGUCACAUACCGCCAGGCCAUGUUCUUGUGCUUGGUCUUCGAGAUCACUGGUGCCAUGGCUGUCGGUGCUCGCACUGCCUCUACGAUUAAGAACGGAAUUAUCCCCAUCGCUGCAUUCCACGGCAACGCUGGUGUCCAGCUGUUGGCUUUCGCCUGCGCUUCCGCUGGUGCCGCCAUCUGGGUUAUGUGGUGUACUCGCAACUCUGCCCACGUUUCUUCGACAUACUCCCUGGUCUCUUCCAUCGCUGGUGUUGGUGUCGCCGCUGUCGGUGCUAAGAACGUCCAGUGGGGAUGGAGUAACGGAUCCGGUCUCGGUGCCAUCUUCGCUGGUCUUUGCAUGGCCCCAAUCGCAUCUGGAUGCUUUGCUUCGAUCAUCUUCAUGCUCAUUAAGAUAACUGUUCACUCUCGCAAGGACCCCCUCAAGUGGGCUGUCUUCACCUCGCCUUUCUUCUUCCUGAUCGCCGGUACCAUUUGCACGCUCUCCGUCGUCUACAAGGGAUCCCCCAACCUUGGUCUCGAUAAGAAGCCCGCCUGGUACAUCGCCAGCGUCACCCUCGGUGUUGGCUUCGGUCUGUUCAUCCUCGCCGGUCUCUUCUUCGUCCCAUACGUCCACUGCAAGGUCAUCAAGAAGGAUUACACCCUCAAGAUCACCGAUAUCUGGCAAGGACCUGCCCUCUUCCACCGCGUUCCCCCGGCAGAUGCCACCCAGGCUCGCGUUCCCAACUACGCCGUCAUCCAGCACGACAAUGAUGAGGAAGACUCCGGAGAUCUCAAGGUUCCAGGCCAGGAGCCCACCAAGGACCUCGACGUCAUUGAGACUACCCCUGCUGGCAGCGAGAGAGACGUCUCCAACGAGAAGAGCGCACCCGCCCCCAAGACCCUCGCCCAGUUGGAGGACGAGUCUGCCGGCAUCAACGCUCAAGCCCACUACCGCCUGCUCCUCGCCCGCGCCGAGGCCAAGCACCACGCCUUCCUCCGCACCAAGAGAGGACCAAUCGGAUGGGCCAUGCGCACUCUCCACAACCACCCCAUGGGUAGCGGUGAGAUCUACGAGCGCCACAACCUCUGGGCUUUCUUUGUCCGCCUCCCCGCCCAUCUCGUCUGCGCCCUCCUCUACGGUGUCUACUACGACAUCCACGGCUCCCAGAUCGGUGUCCUCGGUACCCCCGAGGGCCGCCGCAUGGCCGUCGUCUACGACCACGCCACCAAGUACCAGAACGAGGUCGAGUACCUCUACUCCUUCGUCCAGAUCAUCACCGCCUGUACCGCGUCUUUCGCUCACGGCGCCAACGAUGUCGGUAACGCUGUCGGUGUCUGGGCUGGUAUGUACGGUGCAUGGCAAUCUGGCCAGACUGUCAAGUCUAAGGAGGAUGUUCCCUCGUGGCAGAUCGCCGUCAUGGCCCUCACCAUCUGUGUCGGAUUCAUCACCUACGGUUACAACAUCAUGAAGGUCAUGGGUAACAAGCUCACCUACCACUCCCCCUCGCGUGGUUCGUCCAUGGAGAUGGGCGCCGCCAUCACCACCCUCAUCUUCUCCCAGUACAAGCUCCCAGUCUCUACAUCCAUGUGCAUCACUGGUGCCACCGUCGGUGUCGGACUUUGCAACGGUACCUUCAAGGCUGUCAACUGGCAGCGUGUUGGUCUCCUGUUCUUCUCCUGGGUCGUGACUAUCCCGAUUGCCGGUCUUAUCGGUGGUGGUCUCAUGGCCCUUGCCCUGAACGCGCCCAGCUAUUGAAAUGCGCCUGGUCUUUAAUUGAGACGGGAUUUUGAUGGAGUCGGUGUUGUUUCGGAAGGGUUAGGAUCACGAUGAUGUCGGUCACAAAUUUGCACUCCUUAGAACUUUAUUUUUACAGUCAUAAUUGUACUUUAUUAUUAGCACACAAUUACAGUGCCACUUCC